AUGGAUUUUCCUGAAAAUGCCAGCGGCAUUCCUGUAGAGGAACUAGCCUUUCCAGAAAUUAUUGAACUAAACGUAGGGGGUCAGGUGUAUAUAACCCGCUACUCAACUUUAACAAGUGUGCCAGACUCACUACUGUGGAAGAUGUUCAGCCAAAAGAGCAGCAAGAACUUGGCUCGUGACACCAAAGGUCGUUUUUUCAUUGACAGAGAUGGCUUCCUUUUUCGUUAUAUUCUGGACUACAUGCGAGACCGGCAGCUCGUACUUCCAGAACAUUUCCCAGAGCAAGGGCGGCUGCAGCGAGAGGCAGAAUUCUUCAACCUCCCUGAACUUGUUCAAUUGUUGGCACCAAAGAUCAGUAAGCAGAACACUCUGGGUGAUGAUGGCUGUCAGACAGACCAAGAUGAGUCCUCGCCUUGCGCUAACAUUGCCUGCAAUCUGUCCUCUUUGGGUGCUUAUUCCAGCCUGGCAGCAGCUGAUGGCCAGUGCUCCGGAUUCAUCACGAUUGGCUGCAGGGGCUCCUAUACUCUUGGCCGUGAUUGUCAAACAGAUGCUAAGUUUCGAAGAGUGGCACGCAUUAUGGUGUGUGGGAAGACUUCCCUUGCCAAAGAGGUGUUUGGGGAAACGUUGAAUGAGAGUCAUGACCCUGAUCGCCAACCAGAUCGCUACACAUCACGCUAUUACCUAAAGUUUACUUCCUUGGAGCAGGCAUUUGACAGGCUAGCUGAUGCCGGAUUCCACAUGGUAGCCUGCAACUCCACAGGGACUUGUGCUUUUGCCCAUGUACAGACAGAUGACAAAAUCUGGACCAGCUACACUGAAUAUGUGUUCUACCGUGAGUGAUCAUAAACCUGUGUUCCUGAAUCUUCUCCCUGCCUCCCAGACCAAUGAUAACCUAUGAAUAUAGAAGUUUCUAGAUCACAUCUUCACCCCUUGACUAGACUUUCCCACAAA
This is a messenger RNA of Danio aesculapii, 951 nucleotides long. RefSeq names its product potassium channel tetramerisation domain containing 12b (gene kctd12b). The transcript has a single exon. The record is from RefSeq and is a predicted model, not a curated record. NCBI's taxonomy places the organism in Eukaryota, Metazoa, Chordata, Actinopteri, Cypriniformes, Danionidae. Bases 1 to 840 code for a protein of 279 amino acids. Gene Ontology annotation, molecular function: protein binding. Gene Ontology annotation, biological process: protein homooligomerization; regulation of G protein-coupled receptor signaling pathway.